AUAAUAUCUUGUCGUUUUUGACUCUUCUUGUUUUUGGAGAGGGGGCGUUAAAUUUAACUUCCCUUCCUCACAUCUUCAUUAAUAGAUAAACAGGUGUGGCUCUACAGUGAAGGUGCACACAUGGAGGUAGAGGGACUGGAUGAUGAAGGAGCUUCGUCUCACAGUGAACUUUAUGAUGAUCUCCAGUUGGUGCAGCAGGAAUCGGUGUGUCUGGAAAGCUCAGCGCCUGUAGAGAAUGUGUUUGUGGACAGGAAAGCAGUGGACAAACUCACGGAGGGAUUACUCUCUCACUACCUACCAGAUCUACAGAACUCUAAACGAGCCCUCCAAGAGCUCACACAAAAUCAGCUGAUACUGUUAGACACGCUGGACCAAGAAGUCACAAAGUUCAGAGAAUGUAAUGCCUUACUGGACCUAAAUUCACUGUUUACAGAGGCGAAGAUUUACCACAAUAAACUGGUCAACAUAAGGAAAGAGAUGAUUAUGCUGCACGAGAAGACAACUAAACUAAAGAAAAGAGCUUUGAAGCUUCAGCAACAGAAGCAGAAAGAAGAACUGGAGAAGGAGCAACAACGUGAGAAGGAGCUCGAGAGAGAAAGGCAGCUCAUUGCCAAACCUGCUAAAAGAGCAUAGAGUCCCCCAGUACGACUGCUGUAUUAAAGGAUACAGGUGGUUUUGCAUGUUUCAGUCUAUUUAUUACAAAUUAAGGGUCAUUCUCAUAAAUUCUGACCAUUUCACAAAGCGUAAGUAUUAUUAGAGUUUUUAAAUUAUUAUUGGUUUUUGGGCAUUUUUGCAUUUGACUGAGACCAGGGCAGAAUGAGGAGAGAUAACAUACAAGGUUUCUAGAUGGAUUUGAAUGUGUUACGGUCAUAUGGUAUGCCAGACAGACAUCAGACAGUCCUGGCACUUGAGCCUUUUUGGAUUUUGGAAUGCAUUUAGUUGUUUUCCACGUAGCCAUUGUCUCAUUCAUUGUUCAUUACAAUAUUUUGUUAAAAUCAACUUGAAUCUUGCUUUGGACAGAUAUUUUAUUAUUGUCCAAGUUACUCUUUGUUACUGUUACAUGGUAAUGAAGAUGAAAAUGAAUUUUGCUGUGAACUAAAUUACUCCUCAAUAACACAUCAGACAUGGAUCCCUUAACAGGUUUCAAGUGUCUGCAUGUUAAAACAUGCAUACAGUUUUACUACCCGUCAGCUAUAGAUACUUCUAAACACUGCAAGGGUUAAUUCAGUAAAAUAGUGCAACACAGCCUCUACAGUCAAAUUAUCAAAAUAAUCUCAAUUAAAGGUCCAAUUCAUAUGUUGUUCUGUAGAUUUUAACUGCAUCUUACUUGAAGAUCGCACCCCUCUUGACAACUACACUGCAACAGUAAAUAAACCAAUUCUGUAUGUUUAUAUCUGAAACAAACUGAAAUGAAUCGGAAACUGUGGCUGUCUGGGACGAGAGAAAAGGCAAAGUUAUGGGAUUGUGGUAUUCUUUGGGAAAUCGUUCACUUAACGCAGUAUGAUGUAAAUGAGUUUUAGUAAAUGGGCUAAAACAUGCAAAAACUCUUGAUCCUUUAAGUCUGACAUUGCCAAGAUCACCACAAACCAAAGACAUGGACUCAAUCAUCAAAUGCUGGUACUUCCUACUAUCAACCUCUGAGGACACACACAAACUCGAGCACUCGGACCUCCUGAGAACAGAAAAAAAAACAACUUAAGAGACUUUGAACAGGAGAAGAAUCAAUGUGUUUGCUGCCUUUUGUUAAAGAUAAAGUAUUAAUAUAUCUUGUCUCUGGGCAUUGUGCCCUUGUAGUGUUGAAUGUUGAACUGUUAUUAAGAAUCAGAUAGGUCUGCACGAAGAUUGACUGACGGUAUUUCUGGGGUCCAGACAUUAUAAUGGAAGAUGUACCAAACGUUCCCCUCAACAUACACAGCAUAUUUAAAUUUGUUUAAACAGACCUUUCAAGAGGUUUCUUUCUAUGCACUACUUAACCCUGGAUCUCCAUGUUUGUAAGAUUAAUAAUAAAAUUCAUGU
This is a messenger RNA of Scomber japonicus (chub mackerel), 2016 nucleotides long. It is a transcript of the gene bloc1s6, whose product is annotated as biogenesis of lysosomal organelles complex-1, subunit 6, pallidin. The record is from RefSeq and is a predicted model, not a curated record. Bases 121 to 633 code for a protein of 170 amino acids. The transcript has 6 exons. NCBI's taxonomy places the organism in Eukaryota, Metazoa, Chordata, Actinopteri, Scombriformes, Scombridae. Gene Ontology annotation, cellular component: transport vesicle; extrinsic component of membrane; BLOC-1 complex. Gene Ontology annotation, biological process: intracellular transport.